GGAGGGGAGAGGACGUCAUGUUGAGGAAACGAAACCUAAAGAACCCCGACAUGUGUGAUAAAUAACACGCAUUAAAUAGUCUUAAAGACAGAAAAAACAACAAGGAAUGGCUAACACUUCCUGGUCUGAGGAGAACUUUUCAUGUCCCAUCUGUCUGGAUGUGUUCAGCAGUCCAGUUUCCACACCAUGUGGACACAACUUCUGCAGAACCUGUGUUACUAAGUUCUGGGAUGAACAAGUCAAGUACAAAUGUCCAGUUUGCAACAAGAUUUUCGACAUAAGACCUGACCUACAGGUCAAUACCCUCUUAUCAGAGCUGGCUACUCCGUUUAGAAAGUCCUUACGAGCAAAAAAGCAGCGAUGUGUUGAACCAGGAGAAGUUCCCUGUGACGUCUGUAUUGGGACCCAGCUGAAGGCUGUGAAGUCCUGCCUAGUGUGUUUCACCCCUUACUGCCAAACCCACCUGGAGCCACAUCAGAGAGUAGCAGGCCUGAAGAAACAUCGGCUGGUCGAGCCUAUGGACCGUCUGGAAGACAGGAUGUGUAAGAAACACGACCGACUUCUGGAGCUCUUCUGCCAGACUGAACAGGUGUUUGUGUGUCAGUUCUGCACAGAGGGUGAUCACAGGUCCCAUCCUGUUGUACCUCUAAAGGAGGAAUAUGAAGUGAAGGUGGGCCAGCUGGGGAAGAUAGAGGCUGAAGUUCAGCAGAUGAUCCAUAACAGAAUACAAAUUAUUCAGGGCAUUAAAGACACAGUAGAAUUAAACAAAAAAGACUGCGAUAGAGAGAUAGCCGAUGGUUUGCUGGUCUUCACCACUCUGAAGCGCUGCAUUGGAAAAUGCCAGGAUGAUUUCCAUCGAGCGGUUAAAGAGAAACUCAAUUCCACAGAGAAACGAGCUGAAGACCUCAUCAAAGAGCUGGAGCAGGAAAUAAAUGACCUGACCAAUAGAAGCUCAGAAGUGAAGCAACUCUCACACAAUGAAGACCCCCUCCACUUCCUCCAGGCCUUCAGAUCCCUGAAGGAUCCUCCACCCACCAGGGACUGGACGACGGUGGAGGUCCGUCCUCCGUCAUACAUAGGGACCUUGAGGAGAUCACUGGAUAAGCUGGAAGAGACUCUGAACAUGGAGAUGAAGAAGCUGCGUGAUGCUGAACUGAAAAGGGUCCAGCAGUAUGAAGUAGAUGUGACUCUGGAUCCUCAUACAGCUUAUCCCAAGCUCAUCAUGUCUGAGGAUGGGAAACAAGUACAUUAUGGAGGUGUAAGGAAAAAACUCCUAACCAACCCUAAGAGAUUUAAUCGGUAUACAUGUGUUCUCACAAGGCAGUGCUUCUCCUCAGGGAGAUUUUACUUUGAGGUCCAGGUUAAAGACAAGACUGAAUGGUGUUUAGGAGUGGCCAGAGAGUCCAUAGACAGAAAAGGUUGCAUCAUAUUCAGCCCUAAAACAGGUUACUGGACUCUUUACUUCAAAAAGGAUACGUUGUUAUUCGGUGAGGACCCUGAUAUCCGUCCGAGAGCUGAGCUCCAGAAGGUGGGGGUGUUUGUUGAUUAUGAUGAGGGUCUUGUCUCCUUCUAUGAUGUGCAAGCCAGGGUUCAUAUCUACUCUGCUGCUGGCUGCAACUUUAGAGAGCCUCUCUAUCCACUCCUCAGUCCAGGUGACCAUCGGGUUGGUGCAAACUUUGCCCCCCUGAUCAUCUCACCUGUCAAUCAAACAGAUUCGCGUGCCACGCCGGCCUUCAUCUUCUCCGCACUCAUCGAGCUCACCGCCGUCGACCAGCGACCAAGCGGAGCUGGGCCCGGGGCGACAGGGAAGCACCAGACAGACCACACGUUCCACCCUGUUGUACCUCUAAAGGAGGUGUAUGAAGUGAAGAUGGCCCAGCUGGGGAAAAUAGAGGCUGAAGUUCAGCAGAUGAUCCAGAACAGAAUACGAAUGAUUCAGGGGAUUAAAGACACAGUAGAAUUUAGCAAAAAAGAGGCAAAUAGAGCGAUAGCCGAUGGUGUGCAGGUCCUCACCGCUCUGAAGCGGCGCAUUGCAAAAUGCCAGGAUGAUUUCUAUCGAGCAGUUAAAGAGAAACUCAUUGUCACAGAGAAACAAGCUGAAGACCUCAUCAAAGAGCUGGAGCAGGAAAUAAAAGACUUGACUAAUAGAAGCUCAGAGGUGAAGCAGCUCUCACACAAUAAAGACCACCUCCACUUCCUCCAGGCCUUCAGAUCCCUGAAGAAUCCUCCAUCCAGCAGGGACUGGAUGACGGUGGAGGUCCGUCCUCCGUCAUAUGUAGGGACCUUGAGGAGAUCCAUGGAUCAGCUGGAGGAGACUCUGAACAUGGAGAUGAAGAAGGUGCCUGACCUGAAACCAGGCAUAAAGAAGUAUGCUUGUGAACUCACACUGGACCCGAACACAGCCCACAGAAAACUCUCUCUGUCUGAGGACAACAGAGAGGUGACACUGCUUAGAUGCAAUCAAGGGUAUCCUGGUCACCCAGAAAGAUUUGACUAUUGUAGACAAGUGUUGUGCAGAGAGGGCAUGACUGGCCGCUGUUACUGGGAGGUAGAGUGGAAGGAAAGGGUGGAUAUAGGAGUGACAUACAGAGGAAUCACAAGGAGAGGAUGUGGGGAUGAUAGCAUGCUUGGAGAGAACAACAUGUCUUGGUGUCUUCAUUGUGAUGAUAAUAAUGGUGAUGAUUUUUUCUCUGCCCACUUCAACGGUAGACAAACAGGCAUACCUGUCCCCUCUUGCUCUAACACAAUAGGAGUGUAUCUGGACCAGCCUGCUGGCAUUCUGUCCUUCUACGAAGUGUCCCAAGAUGUAGGAGGGACCUCAGACACACUGACACACAUCCACACCUUCCAGCAUACAUUCACUCAGGACCUCUACCCUGGGUUUAUGUUGUAUGAUUAUGGUUCCACAGUGUCUCUGUGUCGGUUAUAGUCUCUUCCCUCCCUACCUUCCUUGCUGCAUGGUGGGAUUGUGGUCUCUAGACUGAGUGACUUUCAAACGGUUGUAUCCUUUGUGUCUGUAUUUUUCCUUGUCAGUGUGUAAAUGCAGCGGGUCUAGGGAGGGUUUUGUUAUCUUUGCCGCCAGCCAGCUAUUGCUGGGCAGCAUUUCUGUUUGGACACAAUGACAGAGAUGACCAAACUCAGAGGUCGUGGGCCAUGGUAUAUGGCGACAGUUUUGACAGAAUGUCAGUUGUUUUUGACAGUCUGUCAAAAACAUGGAAGAAGUGAAAAUCCAAGACAAUUUUAACGCAAACAAUUGUUUGUCAAGUCAGUAAAAAACCUAAUGCAGGUUAAAGAAAAGGGGUCUUCUCUGACCAAGACAUCAACAGGUUGAAGAAUAUCAGAGAACUGAAUGAUGAUGAAGGUUAAAAGAUAAUCAGCAUUGUAGAGAAUAUUUACGUAAAUAACAAAAUAAGAAGCUAUCCACAAAAAUCCAUUGACAUACAGUAGCUCUAUAUCUCUAUGUGUGUAGCAAUAACUGCAGCAUGUUGACUUGAAAUCGAGAAUUCAUGGAGUAUGCAUGCUGUUUUUCUUGUACAUACAUUGUCAUUAAAAAAAAUAUCCCUCCCAUAACUUACACACUCAUAACUCACACACACUCAUAACUCUCUCACACUCAUAACUCACUCACUUUUUUACUAUUACAUGAAUGGGUUGGUAUUUAAUGAUAACCCUGUUUCCGUAUCCCUCCGAGAGCUGAGCUCCAGAAGGUGGGGGUGUUUGCAGAUUAUGAUUAUGUGUUACACGCCUCUACACCCCCACUGGCCUUGCAGUGGCAGUGCAAUGGUCUUUGGGUGGGGCACGGGCACAAUCAAGUUAAUUGUGCACACCUGCAAAGGUGUGCUUAAAAGCCAUGCCUUCAGCCUCAGAAAGGGGCUUGCUUUCUCGUGACAACAUGUGCUACUGUCAAGACUUUUAACGUACAAUUAUUUAUGAAAGUAAAACACUUUACUGUUGGAUUUAAACUCUGUGGUCUGUCGCCAUAUUUUAUUGCAGCUUCCGAGCCAGUCUUAACAUGGGGGCACGUCCGAGACUUCUUGAACCUUUUAGGGAGACGGGACCAGAGUUUUUUGUUCAAUUUUCUUUGUUGUUAAUCUGAGUAGGGUCGUUUUGACCUGUUUUUAGAACUGGUUUUUGCACUCCCUGGAAAGAUUAGUGUGUGGAGAGGCUACCCCGUGGAGAAGGCAUGCUAGCCUCGAGCCCGGUAUGCCUCAGAAGAUGGUAAGGUUAUUCUAGCUAACUCGAAUAGGUCUGUGGAUUGCUUUCCUCGUCAACAUGUCUACCGAUUUUUGACAAACAGCCAUACUCACCACUCUUUUGUCUGGAGCAAUUUUGAGCCAUGUAUUUAACCUGUUCAUUAAGAAAUCUGUAGCUUUUGUACGUGUAGCCUUUAGUGAGAGCUAAUUGCUGCUGAUUGACUGGUCAGUGCAGGUUCAUUAACAGAAAGCAUGUGGUGUUAUAUCUGUGUGGACAUGCCCACUUUGUGUGAAGAUCAGCAUUUUUGAUGCUUAUUAAAUGAGUGAGUUGUACGUGGAACUGACCUUUAGUGAGAUGGUGGUCCACCCACUUUUGUAGAUCACCUGUGUAGGUUGUUAGCCAGGUGAAGGCAGCAACUUUUGUUUGUGUGGUAGUGAGCCACACUAGUGAUCAGUGCUGUGGGUGUGAGCCACACUAGUGAUCAGUGUUGUGGGUGUGGCUUUCCAUUUUGAGUGGUCACAGGUGUGUGCUACACUGAACUUGUUACACCCCCACUGGCCUUGGAGUGCAAUGGUAUUUUGGUGGUGCACAGGCACAAUCAAGUUAAUUGUGCACACCUGCGAAGGUGUGCUUUAAAUCCAUGCCUUCAGCUUCAGAAGGGGGAUUGCUUCCCGUGACAACAUGUGCUACUCUCCAGACUUUCAACAAUUAUUUAUGAAAGUAAAACACUUUAUUUCGGGAUUUAAACUCUGGUCUGUCGCCGUGCUUUGUUGUGGUUUCCGAGCCGUAAACAUGGUCGUAACACCAUGUUUACAUGAAGGAGGUGUAAACUCUGCCCCCUAGAUCAUAUAACCUGUAAAUUAAACAGACAAGGACUUUUGUUUAAUAAUAAAAUAAUCAAGCAACCCAAACGACUAAUGCUUCCUGAAUUAGAAUCUCAACUAUGUGAGAUCUGUGAUAGUUUAAUGUUGUACUGCUGUCAUUUAGCCAAGAGUUAACAAGAAAUCAUUAGGAAAAUAACCCUUAAUUUAAAAAAUAUUGGCCAUUAUACAUAAUUAGAUUCCACUACAUUCUUCAAAGUGUGAUUUCUGUGUUUCUUUUUGGUUUAUUGCUAUACAAUUGCACAUUUAUAGCAUGUUUCGAGGAUACGGUUUAUCAUACUAAUAUACUAUACAUACUUUACAUUACUAUCAGUUAAUAUUUCGCAAUCAUGUACACUUUUCUGAAAUCAAUAAAAUCGAAGAAAAUUGAAUCUGUACAUGCUUAAUGGAAAAAUCUUUUCACGGGAAAAGUAACACUACCUUCGAUCCGUUCAUCACAUAUUUGAAGAACUUUAACUGAAAAAUAUGUUUUUUAAUAUGUUUUGCCUAUGCACUGUGUGACAGUUUGUGUGUGUGUGUGUGUGCCCGCGUACAUCUGUGUUUGCGUGUAUGUGUUUGUAACAGAGAGGUCUAAGGGGGAGAAAGGAUUAUGUUUGUUUAACCAAAGCUAGCUCCCUGAAUGUGUAACUGAACAGUUUAUUAAGUUCAUGUUUGAGUUUUGUUUCUAUAUGUUUUGUAUCUAUCACGGGGAACAAGGCGCUGAACGGUGGUCCUCGUUCCUCUGUGUACAGUGAUUUAUUAUCCUGGAUCUUUGUUAGGCAUUCUCCUGACUUAACCUAUUUGAUUAAGUUGAAUAAAAAAGUUGAGACAAAAACAAAAACAUGAA
Molecule: messenger RNA, 5901 nt
Organism: Gadus morhua (Atlantic cod)
Lineage: Eukaryota; Metazoa; Chordata; Actinopteri; Gadiformes; Gadidae
Exons: 5
Coding region: 107-2929 (940 amino acids)
Molecular function (GO): zinc ion binding; protein binding
Source: RefSeq, a predicted model, not a curated record